AAAGGAUCUCAUGUGUAACAAACGAAGACUUUGCUCCUCCACCCGAUCCUCAUUCACUCAUAACGCCCUGCGUACCCCUCCGCUCCUGUCGCGCCGUCGAUUUCUCGUUCGGACUCGAGCACAGUCAAGUCAACAAGAUCUGCCACGUUAAAUGGCAGAUGGUGCAUUCCGGUUCCAUCAGCCUGGGGCCGGGCAAUUCUACCCUGCGCAACACACUACCCAUCGUAACCAAAACCGAGCAUCCUCACCUUCAGGCCGAAGACCAUUCAGCAACGACACGCCGUCGCCUUCACGAUCGCCCGUAAAUCCUUCCAUUGCUCACAAUUUCAACAUGUACUCGCAGAAUGGAUAUCAAGGUCAACAUGGAAUGAUGAACGGUGCGCAGAGUCACCAGCGGCAUGGAAACAUUCACAUACCAAAAUACCAGCCACCUUACCAUACACAACACCACGUGAAUCAGCAUCAUGGACAACACCAGCAUGGGGCGCAUUUGGGUCAUCAGCAGAAUCUCUCACAAGGCGGUUAUCAAUCCUCUACACCCCACCUUCCUUCCUACGCGCACGAACAUCUCCAGAAUGGGAAUGGCAACGGAACGCCUCACGAUGAUGCGGACGAACCAGACAAUGAGCACUGGCGGGAACAGAAACAGUACUGGGAAGAAAGCAAAGAUCUCAACGGGCCUAAUCAGCGCGCACGUACGGUUGCACACCACUCGAAGGGCGUCAACUAUGUGCCAUUGGGAGCCGCUGCUGAGGAUAUGUCAACGGACAUCACGCGAAAUACGACAACUUCCGGCAACGGUGCAGGCAGACAAACCUGGGAUGAGCUUGAUCUAGGCGGCCAGGGCCUGUGUGCACUUUCUCCCGUGCUGUUCCACACUUCGUACCAUUUUCUCAAACGACUCGACCUUGUAUAUAAUCAGCUAGAGACACUACCACCGGAGAUUGGACGCUUGAAAGGCUUGGAGCACCUCGACGUUUCCUUCAAUCAACUCACCGAGCUGCCCGAAGAGAUAGGAAUGUUGACGAAUCUCAAACAACUCCUGCUCUUCAACAACCACAUUCAAACACUCUGUUAUGAACUCGGAUUCUUGUACAAAUUGGAAGUACUUGGUGUUUAUGGCAAUCCGUUGGAACAAGGGCAACGCGACAAAAUCACUGAAGGCGGAACGAGAAAGCUGAUAGAACAUUUGCGAGAGAGCAUGCCAGAGCCUCCACCUCCUCGAGAAAGAGAGUGGCAUCAACUGGAGGAGGUUUCUGACGACGAUCCUUCGCAAGAUACGAUCAAAGCAUUGAAUUACAACAUUCUGUGCGACCGUUAUGCCACGCAACAGCAAUACGGCUACGUUCCGGAACGUGUACUGACUUGGGGCUACCGCAAAACACUCAUCCUUGAAGAGAUCCGUGAAAUAAAUGCCGACAUAGUGUGUUUGCAAGAAUUGGACCGAACCUCUUAUGACGAGUUCUUCCGUGGCGAAUUGUCGAUCUCUGGAUACAAAGGAUAUUUCGCACAGAAGGGUCGCGCCGAGACUCUGGGCGAGCUGGCCAAGUUCGUUGACGGCUGCGGCACGUUCUGGAAGGAUAAGAAGUACAUGGUGUUGGACACCCAACAUCUCGUACUUGGUAGAAAGGCAGUCGAACGACCAGGCGCAAAAGCUUCUGCGGACAUGUUGAACAGAGUCUGGCAAAGAGACGAUAUUGCCACUGUUGUGUUCUUGGAAAACCGCGUGACAGGGUCUCGAACUAUCGUCGUCAAUGCCCACAUCUACUGGGAUCCAGCCUACAAAGAUGUGAAACUGAUUCAAGCGGCCGUCCUGAUGGAGGAGCUUUCGAAACUGGCGGACAGAUACGCGAAGUUCCCACCUGCGACGAACAAGCAAGCGUUCAGAUUCUCAGAUGCCGAAGACGCUCCUCUCCCAGAUCCUGGACCAUCGUUAUCAUACACCAGCGGUCCUCAGAUACCGAUGAUCAUCUGUGGAGAUUUCAACUCAGGAUCGGGAUCAGCCGUUUACGACUUGUUUACGAAGAAGGGAAUAAUUGCUGAACAUGCCGAUCUGGAUGGUCGCGACUAUGGUGCAUUCUCACGCGCUGGAAUGUCACAUGCGUUCACCUUGAAAUCAUCGUACGGAGCCAUUGACAACGAGAUGCCCUUCACGAAUUACACACCGUCUUUUGUCGACGUCCUGGACUAUAUCUGGUACUCCAGUACUAGCCUGAGGGUGGUUGGUCUUCUGGGCGCUAUCGACCCGGAGUAUCUGAAGCGGGUUCCUGGCUUCCCUAACUUCCAUUUCCCAAGCGACCAUAUCGCAAUAGUGUCUCAAUUCAAAGUCGAGAAGCAGAGAACAGCACAAAAGGCUGUCGAAGCUGACUUCGGACCCUCGUCCGGCAAGAAAUAGCGUCUUCUAGCCAACUACAUGCCAGAUUGGAGGGGAGGCUCACCGCCUUGCUGUGCUGCCGUUAUCGAUAAGCAUCGCUAAGAUGGGAGGUUCGACAGGGUCGGCGACAGAACAGGAACAGACUGGAUGGCCGUUGGGACAACGUCUUUUUGGUGUGGAGAGCGACCUGACUGACAAACAAUUCACAUUCCACGAAUCUUCUCUGUACUCUUUGUUUCUCCGCUCUCCGCAAUCAGCCGUCUACCAAUGG
Messenger RNA from Exophiala viscosa, 2645 nucleotides. RefSeq names its product Endonuclease/exonuclease/phosphatase. Gene Ontology annotation, cellular component: CCR4-NOT complex; cytoplasm; nucleus. Gene Ontology annotation, biological process: nuclear-transcribed mRNA poly(A) tail shortening. The record is from RefSeq and is a predicted model, not a curated record. Gene Ontology annotation, molecular function: protein binding; poly(A)-specific ribonuclease activity. The transcript is spliced from 2 exons. Lineage: Eukaryota; Fungi; Ascomycota; Eurotiomycetes; Chaetothyriales; Herpotrichiellaceae. Bases 152 to 2395 code for a protein of 747 amino acids.